Molecule: messenger RNA, 1485 nt
Organism: Aspergillus terreus NIH2624
Lineage: Eukaryota; Fungi; Ascomycota; Eurotiomycetes; Eurotiales; Aspergillaceae
Gene: erg24
Product: c-14 sterol reductase
Exons: 3
Coding region: 1-1485 (494 amino acids)
Biological process (GO): ergosterol biosynthetic process
Cellular component (GO): endoplasmic reticulum membrane
Molecular function (GO): Delta14-sterol reductase activity
Source: RefSeq, a predicted model, not a curated record
AUGGCGUCUAGCAAGGACUCGAAGGCCAAAGCCCCCGUCCAGCCAGUGCCCGAAACACGGGGGUAUGAGUUCGGUGGCCCUCUCGGCGCAUUUGUGUUCGUGUUUGGCCUCUCAACUCUUAUCUACAGCUUCACUUUGCUAUGCAACGAUGUGUCGGGCUGUCCUCCUCCGUCACUACUUCAUCCGUCGACAUUGUCCCUUGCCACGUUAAAGGCAGAGGUCGGUUGGCCGGAUGAGGGUCUUCGCGCGUUCUUUGAUAUUCGCGUAACUCUGUGGGUGUUGAGCUACUACCUGCUCAGUCUCUUCCUAUACGUGGUUCUCCCUGGGCAGGUGGUCGAGGGCACGGAAUUGGCUUGCAAAGGACGCCUCCGCUAUAAGUUCAAUGCCUUUUCUUCCGCCGUUUUAACCCUAUGUGGCUUGGGCCUGGGCACAUACGUCUACGGCGCUGAUUUUGUCGUAUGGACCUUUCUUUGGGAUCAUUACUUGCAGAUCAUCACGGCAAACCUGAUGAUUUGCAUGGCCCUCGCUCUCUUCGUUUAUGCGAGAAGUUUCUCCGUCCCUGAGCCUGGUCAACCCAACCCCGAAUUAAGAGAACUAGCACCAGGCGGCCACAGUGGAAACAUCCUUUACGACUUCUUUAUCGGCCGGGAACUAAACCCCCGGGUGCAGCUACCUAUUCCAUUCGUCGAUGAGGCUUCACGAACAAUCGACAUAAAUGUCUGGUGUGAGAUGAGGCCCGGUCUGCUCGGUUGGACUAUCCUCAACCUAUCCAACAUGGCCCACCAAUAUCGAACGUACGGCUAUCUCACAAACUCCAUCAUCCUCUCCACCGCAUUCCAAGCCUUCUACGUCCUAGACGGGCUGUACAUGGAGCCAGCCGUCCUCACCACAAUGGACGUGAUCAUGGACGGGUUCGGCUACAUGCUCUCAUUCGGACACUUGGUCUGGGUGCCCUUUGUUUACAACUUCCAGACAAGGUAUCUGGCGAUGUUCCCGCUGGAACUAGACGCGACAAACAUCCUGUUGAUCCUGGCCGUGACCGGCGUGGGAUACUGGAUCUUCCGCGGCGCCAACAACCAGAAGAAUCGGUUCCGUACCGGCGAUCCACGCAUGGCGCAUAUCAAAUACAUCCAGACGUCUAGUGGGUCCAAACUGAUGGUAUCUGGCUGGUGGGGAGUGGCGCGCCAUAUCAAUUACUUGGGUGACUGGCUGAUGUCGUGGUCGUACUCGCUGCCUACCGGGCUCGCGGGCUAUACCAUUAUUGAGAGCAUCAACAGCGCGGGCGAAGUGCAGAAACAGGCUAUCCAGACUCCGGAAGUCCGCGGGCGCGGAAUCUUUUUUACUUACUUCUUUCUGCUGUAUUUCGGUCUUCUACUCCUCCACAGGGAGAGACGCGACGAGGAAAAGUGCAAGAGGAAGUACGGUGCCGACUGGGAUGUCUAUACGUCUAUUGUUCGCAGCCGUAUCAUUCCUGGGAUCUACUAA